UCUCUCCUCAUUCAGUCCCCUCCUCUUCAGAUUUUUCUUUCACACUCACACUUAUUGGUGGUUUGCCAGCCUCAGCAAGCAGAAUAGCACGCUGCCUGUGAUGUAUUCAAUUAUUUUUGCUCUGUAGCUUCUGUUCAGGUUGGCAAAACAUCACCCUACUGCUUAACUGCAGACCACUUCAUAGCUCUUGCACGGAGGUCGAAACAAUGGAAGCCAGAGCAAUCUACGACUUUCGUGCUACAGAGACCGAUGAACUCAGCUUCCAGAAGGAUGACAUACUUAAAAUCACCAAUAUGGAAGAUGACCCAAACUGGUACACAGCAGAGUUAAUGGGAAGAAAGGGCUAUGUACCCAAGAACUAUAUCGAACUAAGACCACACACAUGGUUUGCAGGCCGAAUAUCCAGGCAUGUUUCAGAGGGAAGACUGCGACAACGGGAAUGUGGAGCCUUCUUGGUACGAGAGAGUGAAAGUGCACCUGGAGAGUUCUCCAUAUCAGUCAGCUACGGUGAUCAUGUGCAACACUUCAAGGUUCUGCAGGACAGAGAGGGACAGUACUUUAUCUGGGAUGAGGUCUUUUCAUCUCUCAACAAGCUGGUGGAGUUCUACAAGAGCAACAGCAUUGCUAAAGAAAGGGCAGUUUUUCUCCAAGAGAUAGAACGCUCACAAAGGAGGCCACAUCAUGCCCAUGCGCUGAUAGACUUCAUCCCUAAACACACCUCCCAGCUGCAAUUCCUGCGUGGUGAUAUAAUUGACCUGCUCGACUGCUCAGAUGCACAAUACUGGAAGGGACGCUGCAAUGGGCGCGUGGGCAUUUUUCCUAAAGAGUAUGUCAAGCUCAUUUACCACUGACCUCCGCACAGCCUCAUUCAAAUGGGGUCUGUCUCAUUCAUCUGUGGUCCUUCAUGCCCAGCGUAGUCAUAACUUAAUUCAAUUUAUCAGCUAUUAAGAAGACUGAGCAGGGAAAGGAUAACAAUUCAUGUGGACAGAUUGCUACAGACAAACGCACAGCCAUGUGUGAUGUUGUGCUUAUAAAGAAAAAGAACUGUAUAAUCCUUUGAUCAUUUAGCCUACAGCAUCAUUACAUAUAAUGAUAUAGACACUAAUAGUAAUCUCAUUGGGCUUCCCAAUGAGGAAAGAUUAAACAUCACUAAACAAAGAAGAGCAGUAGGUUUAUACCUAACUGAAUUUAAGCACAUGUUUAACUGCAACAUUUUGCUGCACUUUUUUUAUGUACAUUUCUUUUUAUUUGCCAGAGCUCUUUAAUUGCAGAUUGUGUAUGCAGUAUUUUUAUAUAUGUAUGUGUGUAUUUGUCUGAAAUUGUUGUUAUUAAGAUAUUUCUCAUACAUGAAUAUACAAUGUGAUUAUUGCAGAAGCGAAGGGGAAAAUAAACAUCUGUUGAUAAUAAGACAA
Molecule: messenger RNA, 1412 nt
Organism: Silurus meridionalis
Lineage: Eukaryota; Metazoa; Chordata; Actinopteri; Siluriformes; Siluridae
Gene: grapa
Product: GRB2 related adaptor protein a
Exons: 5
Coding region: 207-851 (214 amino acids)
Molecular function (GO): protein binding
Source: RefSeq, a predicted model, not a curated record